Molecule: messenger RNA, 1853 nt
Organism: Psammomys obesus (fat sand rat)
Lineage: Eukaryota; Metazoa; Chordata; Mammalia; Rodentia; Muridae
Gene: Ephx3
Product: epoxide hydrolase 3
Exons: 7
Coding region: 16-1098 (360 amino acids)
Cellular component (GO): intracellular membrane-bounded organelle
Molecular function (GO): hydrolase activity
Source: RefSeq, a predicted model, not a curated record
CCCGAGCGGGAGGAGAUGCCCGAGUUCGUGGUGACCGCGCUGCUCGCGCCCUCGCGCCUCUCGCUGAAGCUGCUGCGCGCCCUGGUGCUAAGCCUGGUGUACUUGGCCGCCGCCGUCGCGGCGCUCGUCUACGGCUGCGUCGCGCUCACCAGCGUGCUCUGCCGCCCCCGCCGGGGCUGCCGCGGCCGCCCGCGGCGGGAGGCUCCCGCCUGCCUGCGCGACCCCACGCUGGGCGAGCACUGCUUUCUGACCCUCAGGAGUUCCGGCCUGCGUCUGCACUAUGUCUCCGCUGGUCGUGGCAACGGGCCCCUCAUGCUAUUUCUGCAUGGCUUCCCAGAGAACUGGUUCUCCUGGCGCUACCAGCUGCGGGAGUUCCAGAGCCAUUUCCAUGUAGUGGCCGUAGACUUGCGUGGUUAUGGCCCCUCUGACUCUCCAAAGGAUGUGGACUGUUACACGGUUGGCCUGCUGUUGGCUGAUAUCAAGGAUAUCAUCCUAGGCCUAGGGUACUCCAAGUGCAUCCUCGUGAGCCACGACUGGGGGGCUGCCCUUGCCUGGGAUUUCUCCAUCUACUUCCCGUCCUUAGUAGAGCGGAUGGUUGUGGUCAGCGGGCCUCCCAUGUCAGUGUUCCAAGAAUACUCAGUCCGCCACAUCGGCCAGCUAUUCCGAUCAAACUACAUGUUCCUGUUCCAGCUUCCCCGGCUGCCAGAAAUGCUGCUGUCUCUGUCCGACUUCCAGUUGCUAAAAACCACGUACACCGACCGCAAGAACGGCAUCCCUCGCCUGACUCCGUGUGAACUUGAAGCUUUCCUCUAUCACUUCUCACAACCCGGAGGACUCACCGGGCCCAUCAACUUCUACAGGAACCUGUUCAGGAACUUCCCCCUGGAGCCUCAGGAACUCUCCACACCCACACUGCUGCUGUGGGGAGAGAAGGACCACACCUUCCAGCAGGGGCUGGUGGAAGCCAUCCACAGGCGCUUUGUGCCAGGCCGGCUGGAGAGCCACGUCCUGCCAGGCAGUGGCCACUGGAUCCCACAGAGCCAUCCUCAGGAGAUGCACCGGUACAUGUGGGCCUUCUUGCAAGACCUGCUGGGCUAGUAGCCCCUGUUUGCCAGCUCAGCAGGUACACGCCAUACACAUACCUGUCCGUGUGUGCCGGGAGUCCAUUCGGUGUGCGCAUAGAGGGUCGACUCCCAGCUCACCCACAGCAGGUGACUCCCGAGCGGCACACAGCAGCCUCUGUGGGUAUCUGGCCUCACACAUAGCACGAGCGUCUUCAUGUAUGAGCAAUCGCUUUGACUCUGGCAGCCAGGUGUGUGUCUCCUUUGAGGAGAGAGAUGCCGGGACUCUCUCACCUCUCCUUACCUGAGCCUCCCUGCCCCUGUGGCUGCACAAAACCAUAAAUUCUAACCUCUCUAUCUUGCUUUCCACCCUCAGCCUGCAGCUUAAGUCUUCCACGCUACUGCAUCCAAUGUAUUUCUAACCUAUGGCAACACCUCAAUUUAAAUGUUAACUGCAGUGUUAACAUUAAAUUGUUAAAUUACGGUGUGUCUGGAGCAGCUUAGUGGGUAAGGCCACUUGUUGCUCUUGUAGAGGAUAUGAUUUUAAUUGUCAGCACCCACGUGGGGUUUCACAGUCAUCUGUAAGUCCAUGUCUGUGGAUCUGACACCCUCUUCUGGGAGACUGCCUGGCACACUGUCUACACGCGUACAUGCAAGCAAAGCACUCCUACAAAUAAAAAAUUCCGUUUCGUUUUUCGAGUCAGGGUCUCUCUGUGUAGCCCCGGCUAUCCUGGGACUCGCUCUGUAGGCCAGGCUGUCUUGAACUCACAGAGAUCCUCCUGCCUCUGCCUC